AUGGCUACUGCAGACCAAUCUCCGGGCUCUCUUCCACCCCAGAAGCAGCCGCCGCCGCCGUUGCAGCAAAAUUCCACGGUUUCUCAGCCAAUGACGACGGAUAGCUUAGAGCACCAUCAUAACCACACGGAAUCGGGACUCCCGCCAUUUCCACAACGUGGUUCAUCAUGGACCGACUUGACCAGCCCAGAACAAACUGCGCCUGGGCAACCCCAGCAAGACUUCUCUCGACGGCAACCGUCUUGCCAGACGAACACCACAAAGCCAGCAACUUCAAGCCGGCCCAUUUCGCAUCAGCCACUUCCUAUACAAUCUGAACCGCACCAAACGCAACCGCAACCGCAACUACAGCCACAGUCACAACAACCUCGUUCUCAGAAUGGGGUGCCGUCAGCUCUACCGGUGGAAGCUGUCCUGGUCCCGCAUACCGUUGGACAAGUGGGAUCGCACGUCUUCCCUAUUGCUAGUGGCCAAUACCAGAUUCGAGUCAUCUCGUACAUGGAAGUGUUGAUCCCCAUGGUUCCUUCUCCUGCUCAGCCAUUGUCUCAGUGA
Penicillium brasilianum is the source of this 552-nucleotide messenger RNA. Lineage: Eukaryota; Fungi; Ascomycota; Eurotiomycetes; Eurotiales; Aspergillaceae. The record is from the annotation of a GenBank genome assembly.